AUAUCCCUGCCCAUUCCUUCUUUGCUCCCAACCUGAACCCCCCCCCUCCUCUCUCUCUCAUGGAGUUCUUGCUAGUGUUAACCACAAUUCUGCUCCUCUACUCCCUCUUCCUCCUUUUAAAACUCGCGGACAAAGUUAGGAACCAGGGAUGCUACCUCAUUGACUACGUCUGCUUCAAACCAUCCGAUGACCGGAAGCUGCCGACCGAACUCUGCGGCGAGAUCAUCCAAAGGAACAAAUCGCUAGGCCUCGACGAGUACAAGUUCCUCCUCAAGGUCAUCGUCAGCUCCGGCAUCGGCGAGGCCACCUACGGCCCGCGAAACAUCAUCCUCGGCCAUGAGUCCUCCCCCAACCUCUGCUCCGACGGUAUCAUCGAGAUGGACGAGUGCUUCCACGCCUCCCUCGACGCCCUCUUCCGAAGGUCGUCUAUCCCCCCCUCGGCCGUCGACGUGCUCGUGGUCAACGUCUCCAUGUUCUCGCCUGCCCCGUCUCUAUCAGCGAGGAUCGUCCACCGUUACGGCAUGAGGGAAGACGUCGUCACCUACAACCUCUCCGGCAUGGGGUGCAGCGCGAGCCUCAUAGCGAUCGAUCUCGUCAGGAAUAUGUUCAGAUGCCACGAGAAGAAGCUCGCACUGGUCGUGACGUCGGAGUCCAUCGCACCCAACUGGUACUCCGGGAACAAGAGAUCGUUCAUGCUCGGCAACUGCCUCUUCCGCUCGGGCGGUUGCUCUUUCCUUCUGUCGAACGACCCGAAGCUGCGGCACCGCGCCAAGCUGCAGCUGAAGCACCUCGUUCGCACCCACAUCGGCGCCAACGACGACGCAUACAGCUGCGCGGUCCAGAAGGAGGAUGAAGACGGGCGCCUGGGCUUCCAUUUAGGGAAGGAACUGCCCAAGGCGGCCGCCCGGGCCCUCUUCGAGAACCUCCGGGAGCUGGCUCCGAGAGUGCUGCCAGUCUGGGAGCUCCUACGGUAUCUCGCGGUGAGACUGGCGAGGAGGGGGAAGGAGCCGAAAAGCGGCGGCGGCGGCGGCGGCGGCGUGAGGAUGAAAACGGGAAUCGAACACUUCUGUCUACAUACCGGGGGAGCUGCGGUGAUAGACGGAGUGGGACGGAGUCUCGGCCUCGGGGAAUUCGAGCUCGAGCCGGCGAGGAUGACACUGCACCGCUUCGGAAACACGUCGGCGAGCAGUGUUUGGUACGUUAUGGGCUACAUGGAGGCCAAGGGGAGGCUGAAGAAGGGGGAGAGGGUGCUGAUGAUCACCUUUGGAGCUGGUUUCAAGUGCAACAGCUGCGUUUGGGUGGUGCAGGGGGGCCUGGGGGAUGCUGGAGUUUGGGAGGACUGCAUUAAAGAGUACCCCCCAAAAGACCUAUCAAACCCUUUCAUGGAGAAGUACGGGUGGGUGAAAGAUUUGAAGAGGCUCUGAUGAGAAUGACUUUCAGGGGCUUUUCUUAUUGGUUGCCGUGAAGUCUGAUAGCUCCGCGCGCGAGGCUGUGCUUGUUUGUCUCUUCAUGCAUUAAUAAGGGGAGCUUUCGAGGGGUCGUCUUCCUCUCAUUUUAGCUAGCUUCCACUGGCCCAUUAAUGGCACAUGGCAGCUGGGAGAGUUCGUAAGGUGCUCCCCAUGAACCGUAACACAGGAGCUGUAGCAAUGGAUGCAUGUUAUCUGAAAGUUAAUCUAUCCGCAAGUAGCAACGUGUCCUAUAAUAAUUUUUAGUGGAUCAUUAAAUGAUAAAUAUCGCAAAAAUGGCUUCUUGGCUAUUGGAGUUAAAGCGUUCAAAAUAGUGAUUGCCAGCUAUAAGUGUGACAAGCAAUGAUGAUAUGACGCAUUUAGCAUCCAAAGUCUUCCAUGUUUGGGAUGAAGGGUCUUAUAUAUGUUCUUGUAUAGCAUAAUUCCUCAGGUUCAAAAAUUAUUUGUGUUAUUGAAUAUAACUCGUGUGGGCACCUUGACGUUGUUA
Phoenix dactylifera (date palm) is the source of this 1953-nucleotide messenger RNA. The record is from RefSeq and is a predicted model, not a curated record. NCBI's taxonomy places the organism in Eukaryota, Viridiplantae, Streptophyta, Magnoliopsida, Arecales, Arecaceae.